AAGAAGAAGCAUGCGGUGUUCUCGGUCUGCCAAAAGAGCUUUCGCAAAUUUAUUGGCCGCUGUGGCGAUAUUCACUAUUUUCUGCCGUGUUUUCACGGUGACAUCGUGGAAGUGGGAAAGCAACACAGUCAGCAGCAACAGCAGCCAAAGUGGUCUCGUCAAUGGCAACGCGUGGAUGCUGCGUUACACGAUCGACGUGGCACCCGUGGAUAGAUUUGUCUACGCAUCAGAUGUCAACGGCUCUGGUCGUGAGGUCCCGCCAAUUCAUGUUGUGUUCGUGAUUCCGGGCUGCCAUUUACUAGCAGUCAACGUCACCGUGAACCAGCUGGGCAACACCCUAGACACACUGUUGCAGCGCAGCAGCCGAGCGCUUCACGUGGACCUGAUAAUUACCCCGGAUUUGCAUAGCCACGAAGUCAUCAUGUUGCUGGAGUGCCUGAGACCACGUAUGCAGGCUGGAGUCAGCGCUGUGGUAGACCUCUACAACCUGUCAUUAGGGGGUCGUCACCUGAAAUCCCUAAGCGUCCGCAAGGGAAGCCCGCGUCAUCGCACCGGCCACCAUCGAAAGCGUCGCUCCCUCUUGCCGCUGUGCGCCUCUCUACACCGAUUGUUGAAUGUGGAACGCGUGCUUCUCUUGGCGCCACACGUGCAGUUCUACGCCGACGUCUCCCUGCUGUGGGAGCAGUUCGAACUGUUCCAAGCAAGCGCCGUGUUCAGCCUGGCGAGGGAGCAAAGCCCCAGGUACGCUCGUUCUUUGCAGCGUCAAAGGGGCGCUCCUCCAAGGAAGGGCGGUUGCGGGGAUCCCCCGACGGUGGGCGGCAACCCAGGCUUAAACAGCGCCGUCGCUCUGCUGGAUCUGCACGCCAUGCGACGGUCGCCAGAAUACGACCGGUUGUACUCAACCCUCGACGACAUGGCCAAUACAUACGGCUGGUACGGAGGGCCGCUGGCCGACAGCGACUUCUACACCAUGGCCUCGUGUCGGGUACCGGCGCUUCUCCAUCCGCUUCCCUGUGCCUGGAACCGGCAGGUUCCGGUGCGGAACAAGGCGCCAGUGGCUUCGCCAAACGGAGAAGCUCGCUACGGUGGCCUCUACAGUUGGUGUGAAGGGGGCGUGUACGCCUGCUCGGCAAACUGUCCCGAGUAUUAGUCACAGAGCGGUGCCAGUUACGUACACCUCUAAGCCUACUUCUGCAAGAAUGGACGCACCGCAAAUCUUACCAACGUCGGACGCACAGCAUGAUACGGACCAACGUCAAAAACAACAUAACUACCGUGACUGCAAUCAACGCUUGAGGGACAAAAUACUUUGAAAUAAAAAAAUAAUAAUAACGCAGA
Messenger RNA from Dermacentor albipictus, 1338 nucleotides. RefSeq lists its product as uncharacterized. Gene Ontology annotation, molecular function: xylosyl alpha-1,3-xylosyltransferase activity. Gene Ontology annotation, cellular component: endoplasmic reticulum membrane. Lineage: Eukaryota; Metazoa; Arthropoda; Arachnida; Ixodida; Ixodidae. The record is from RefSeq and is a predicted model, not a curated record. Gene Ontology annotation, biological process: protein O-linked glycosylation via N-acetylgalactosamine.